Messenger RNA from Phlebotomus argentipes, 1893 nucleotides. It is a transcript of the gene Cdc23, whose product is annotated as cell division cycle protein 23 homolog. Gene Ontology annotation, biological process: cell division. The record is from RefSeq and is a predicted model, not a curated record. Gene Ontology annotation, molecular function: protein binding. The transcript has 2 exons. NCBI's taxonomy places the organism in Eukaryota, Metazoa, Arthropoda, Insecta, Diptera, Psychodidae. Gene Ontology annotation, cellular component: anaphase-promoting complex. Bases 59 to 1861 code for a protein of 600 amino acids.
AAUCAUUUGUUUAUGAUUGGCGGCUUCGGGAAAUUGUGAAAGAAAAACACCCGUGAAAAUGUGUGAGGACUUGCUGAAUUUCUCUCUAAACGAUGUGAAAAAGGACGUUCUGCAUGGCAUUGUAGAGUGCAACAAGAGAGGGCUGCUGCAGAGCGCCAAAUGGCUGGCGGAAUUGAACUUUGGAAAUCAGAAGGCUGCGGGAGGGAAGGCGAAGCCGGUGCCGCCUCAGCACCUCGUUCUGAUGGACACGGGCAUUGGAAAUAAUGAGUAUGACGAAUACUAUCUGGCCAAGGCGUAUUUCGACUGUCGGGAGUACGACCGGGCGGCAUAUUUCACGCGAGAAAGCAUCUCGCCGAUACCCAAGUUCCUGCACCUCUACUCACGCUACAUGGCCAAGGAAAAGAAGAGACUGGACAACAUGACAGAUAGCUUGAACAUGAAUGAUGCGUCAGAACUGAAAGACUUGAAUGAGAUCAUGGAGGACCUUAAGAUUGAGUAUAACGAGCGGAAGCUGGAUGGUUACUGCCUCUAUCUUUACGGCGUGAUGCUGAAGAAGCAGAAACUCACUCAAAUUGCUCUCACCGUUCUACUAGAGGCGGUUAACCAAGAGCCUCUACUGUGGGCGGCGUGGCUGGAACUCGCUCCACUAAUUCCGGACAAAGAAAAGCUGCACUCUGUGAAGCUUCCGGAUCACUGGAUGAAGAGCAUCUUCAUUGCUCACACGUACAUAGAACUACUGCUGAAUGAUGAGGGCAUUAAAGCCUAUCAGGAUCUGCAACAGGCGGGCUUUAGUAGCUUUUACAUUACCUCACAAUUAGCAAUAGCGCACCACAAUAAAAGAGAUGUUGAGAAGGCAAUUGAAAUCUUCCAACAACUUCAGCAAGAAGAUCCUUAUCGCCUGGACAAUCUGGAUAUCUACUCAAAUCUGCUCUUCGUUAAGGAAUUGAAGACAGAGAUGGCUCACUUAGCGCACAAAGCGGUGGAGAUCAAUAAAUACCGCCCAGAAACUUGCUGUGUGAUUGGCAACUACUACAGCAUACGCUUGGAGCACCAGCGAGCCAUUUCCUACUUCCAGCGCGCUCUAAAGCUGAAUCCGCAGUAUCUAUCGGCCUGGACGCUGAUGGGACACGAGUUCAUGGAGAUCAAGAACACCAACGCUGCCAUCCAAUGCUACCGAAAAGCCAUAGAAGUCAACGGUCGUGAUUUCAGAGCCUGGUAUGGCCUCGGCCAGGCUUAUGAGAUCCUGAAGAUGCCCUUCUACAGUCUCUAUUACUACAAAACCGCUCAGCAGCUUCGUCCUUACGACAGUCGUAUGCUAGUUGCUCUCGGCGAAACCUACGAAAAGCUGGAGAAGAACACAAACGCUCUGCGAUGCUACAAGAAAGCCUGCAAUGUGGGUGAUAUUGAAGGCAUCGCCCUGCUGAAAUUGGGAAAUCUUUACGAAAGAUUGGCCGAUUGGAAAAACGCCAUUCCCACAUUCCUCGAGUACUGCUCAGAUGAUCGACCUGUCCUGGACAAAACUUCACUCUAUCGAACUUAUGUGAAACUCGGGAAUUACUAUGAGAGCAUCGGAAAUUACGACGAGGCCGCAAAGUUCGCCUACAAGGCGCUCGAGCAUGAUGAGACAAAGAACGAAGCCAAAUCUCUGCUGAAGACUAUUACGAACAAGAGAACGGCAACUCAGAUUGUAGCCCAGAGUCCGGAAGCUCCUUCACCCCGGCCAGCGGAAGCCUACACAAGUGAAGUGGUGUACAUGGAAGAGAGUGACAUGGUGAUUGAGAGCAGCAUCAUAGGAGAGGAACGGCCGAUGGAAAGGCCAGCCUUUGAUGAUAGCAAUGAAUCCAUGUUCACUAACUACUGAGUCUGGUUAAUUUUGAUAAAUAAAUUUUUCAC